Molecule: messenger RNA, 981 nt
Organism: Talaromyces atroroseus
Lineage: Eukaryota; Fungi; Ascomycota; Eurotiomycetes; Eurotiales; Trichocomaceae
Exons: 1
Coding region: 1-981 (326 amino acids)
Molecular function (GO): methyltransferase activity
Source: RefSeq, a predicted model, not a curated record
AUGGACUGGACCGCCGAACCAGCAACCGUGGAGAUCGACUCAGAGGACGCCGACUCCGCACUCGGCGACGAACUGUCCACGUCCAGCACGUCGCUCAGUUCCAGCGUGUUGCGCUACGAAUGGAAACAUGGUCGGCGCUACCACUCAUACAACGCCGGCGCAUACAACUUCCCCAACGACGAAAAGGAGCAGGACCGUCUGGAUAUGGUCCACCACGUCUACUACCGCUGUCUGCAUGACCGUCUGUUCUUAGCGCCCAUCGACCCUAACGCCGGUCUGCGCAUCUUGGAUAUCGGCACGGGCACGGGCAUGUGGCCAAUCGAGCUGGGCGAUUUGUAUCCCGGCGCGGGACUGAUUCUGGGAAACGACCUGAGCCCUAUUCAGCCGCAUUGGGUGCCUGCGAAUGUGCGCUUUAUGGUCGAUGAUGUCGAGCAGCAGUGGGCUACAUCCCAGCCAUUUGACUACAUUCACUGCCGGUACAUGGCCGGCUCGAUCAAGGACUGGCCGCGUUUGAUCCGCCAGUGUUAUCAGAACCUGGCACCCGGGGGCUGGCUGGAGCUGCAGGAGUCCGCCAAUACGUUAUAUUCCGAAGAUGGCACUUUAAAACCAGACAAUCCCAUGGUCCAGCUGAUGGAUGGCUUGAUGGAGGCCUGCGACAGGGUUGGUCGAACAUUGGAUCCUGCACCAUCCAUGAAAGCCUGGGUCAAAGACGCCGGGUUUGCGAACGUCAAGCAGCAGAGGUUCAAACUGCCUGUUGGCAGCUGGCCGAAGGACCCGAGGAUGAAAGAGAUUGGCACUUUUCUGGCACUGAAUUUUGUAGAAGGGGUGGAUGCGUUUACGGCCGUGCUGUUCAGGGAUGUUUUGGGCUGGAAACAGGAUGAGGUGGAGAUUCUGAAUUCUAGCGUCAGGGCAGCGGCGCAGCAGAAGGGAAUCCAUCCGCUGUUUGAUUUUUUGGUUGUUACUGCGCAGAAACCGGCGUAA